UUAAGUGAGAAACACGUUCGUGAGAAUAGUUUUGAGCAGACUCUCUCAAGACUAUUCUCUGAGUAUCCGAUCCUCAUCUCCGUGAGUCUCUUUCUUUCUUUAUCCAUACAUUGACUCGCUUUGGUCGUCAUCGAAUCAGAGAUCCGUGCGAAAAUGGCGCCGAAGUUCGACACGGAGAAGAUGCAGGAACGCCAGAACUUCCGUAACGUAUGGCACACUGAUCUCACUCACACCAUCCAGGGCGAUACUCCCUAUUGCUGCUUUGCAUUGUGGUGUGCCCCUUGUGCAUCAUACUUGCUUCGCAAGCGUGCGCUUUACAAUGACAUGUCUAGGUACAUAUGCUGCGCUGGUUACAUGCCGUGUAGUGGCAGGUGUGGAGAAGCCAAAUGUCCUCAACUUUGUCUUGCCACUGAGGUCUUUUGCUGCUUUGGAACCUCUGUGGCAUCGACUCGUUUCCUUCUCCAAGAUGAGUUCCAAAUUCAGACCACACAAUGUGACAACUGCAUCAUUGGUUUUAUGGUUUGCCUCAGCCAAGUGGCUUGCAUAUUCUCCAUAGUUGCAUGUAUCGUCGGCAUUGAUGAGCUUUCAGAAGCUUCCCAGCUGCUCUCUUGUUUAUCUGACAUGGUGUACUGCACGGUUUGCGCUUGUAUGCAGACACAACACAAGGUGGAAAUGGACAAGAGAGAUGGUAAGUUCGGUCCACAACCAAUGGCUGUGCCUCCCCCUCAGGUAAUGUCACGGAUUGAUCAAGCCGCUCCACCCGCUAUCGGUUAUCCUCCACAAGGUUACCCACAACACCCUCCUCCAGGCUAUCCUCAAAACCCUCCAGCUUAUCCUCAGUACCCUCCUGGUCCGGCUUAUCCACCUCAAGGUUACCCAAAGUAAUCACUCUCUGCCUGGUUGGAAGAUUUUUAUUUCAUCUUUCUUUUGCGUUCACUUUCACGGCGUUGAUAUGUUCUGUGUGCUGGUCAAAGUGUUUUGAGGUCAUUGUUUGGUGUGUAAGACUUUUACUUCAAAUCAUCUUGUUGUUAUCUGAG
Molecule: messenger RNA, 1037 nt
Organism: Brassica oleracea var. oleracea
Lineage: Eukaryota; Viridiplantae; Streptophyta; Magnoliopsida; Brassicales; Brassicaceae
Exons: 8
Coding region: 154-885 (243 amino acids)
Source: RefSeq, a predicted model, not a curated record